GCAAAGUGGGGUUGAUCACUUGUAGACGUCACAUUCAAAAAAGUAAAGGCAUUCACGUGUAGAGUCGUCUUUGGGAGCGUGCACCAGAUAAUUUGGUGCAGUCGGCGAAGAACCUUUGAGAUAAGAAAAACACAAAAAAACUAAAAAUGAAGUGAUGUUCCUCUUAAGCCUUAGCUCAUCUCACGGAUCUUGCCACUCUUUCUCUCUAUCUUCUUCCUAUAUAAUUGGCCUUUGACCAAGUUAAAAAGGGCCAUAGAGAAAGGGAAAUUCAGUCAUUUCGCGGAGAGAGGCAGCGCAAAGCAAAAUCCCGUUGGUAAAACCAGGAAAUAGGAAUUGAUCUAUGGCUUCUUGGAAGAAAACCAUCACAUCACCGUUCAAAAAAGCCUGCAAUUUCUUCAAUCAGCAACCAAGGGAUAAGAAGUCCCAAAGAGACCAUGAAGACCGUGUCAGGGAUCUUCAUGGGGAGGUGAUGGCAUGUGCCUAUGAGGAUGUUCAAGUCAUGUGGUCGAUUCUCGACAAGUCCAAGUCCAAAGCCUGCAACAUCAAUCCAUACGAUGUGCAUGCCGGAUCGGUCAUCUCAUCUUGUUCAAGUGAUGGACAAUAUAAGUAGAAAUCGAUAACUAAAUUGGGAAUUAGGAGAUUGGAAGGCCGAUUUCGUAGGAUCAGGAUGCCCCUUCGACUUUAAUGGAGGUGGCUGAUGAAAUUAGUAAU
Durio zibethinus is the source of this 711-nucleotide messenger RNA. NCBI's taxonomy places the organism in Eukaryota, Viridiplantae, Streptophyta, Magnoliopsida, Malvales, Malvaceae. The record is from RefSeq and is a predicted model, not a curated record.